Doryrhamphus excisus (bluestripe pipefish) is the source of this 2282-nucleotide messenger RNA. NCBI's taxonomy places the organism in Eukaryota, Metazoa, Chordata, Actinopteri, Syngnathiformes, Syngnathidae. The record is from RefSeq and is a predicted model, not a curated record.
CUCGUCCGCUCCGCCAAUCGGGAGCUCGAAAACUCGGGACAGUGUUCGGCCGCGCUACGUCCGCGUUUGCCCGUCACACCGUUCAACGUUUUCGAGUGGAAAACUUUGGAAGUUGGACAAACAAGACAGCAAAAGAGGGAGUCUGGUUCCACUUUGGACGCUGGGUUUGGCCCCCUUGCCGCCCCCGUCCGAGCCCCGCCAUGCCUCUGGUCACCAGGAACAUCGAACCGCGCCACGUGUGCCGCCAGUCCAUCCCCACCAGCAUCCGCAGCGAGCUGGAAUGCGUCACCAACAACAGCUUGGCCAACAUCAUCCGUCAGCUGGGCAGCCUCAGCAAGAAUGCGUCCGACGUGUUCAUGGCGCUGUUCGAACAGGCGGAAGACUUUGCCACCAGGGUGGAUUCGCUGGGGGAUAGAGUGGACCGCCUGCAGGUCAAAGUCACGCAGCUGGACCCCAAAGAAGAGGAGGUCUCUCUUCAGGCCAUCACCACUCGCAAGGCUUUCCGCAGCAACCUGAUUCAGGACCAGCAGCUCUUCACCAGGCCGUCGCUGCCCAUGCCCGUGCAGGACACCUACGCCACGUGCAACCCACCGCCGCCGCUCAACCUCCUCAGCCCAUACCGCGAGGAUGGAAGAGAGGCCCUCAAUAUUUACACCAAUCCUUCCUACUUCUUUGACCUGUGGAAGGAGAAGAUGCUGCAGGACACCAAGGACAUCAUGAAGGAGAAACGAAAACACAGAAAGGAGAAGAAAGACCACCUGAACCAGCGCACCCUCAACCCCCGCAAGAUCAAGACCAGGAAGGAGGAGUGGGAACGCCGCAAGAUGGGCGAGGAGUUUGUGGUCCCCAAGAAUGAACUGAACUCCUCUGAGGGUCUGAAUGGAAGUAUCUGUUCUGGCGACGGCUUCACCUCGGAGGGCCUGGACUUGAGCACGGGUUCCUACGCUUACGACCCGGGUUCCUCACCGCCCGGCCCCGACGACUUCCUGCCUCCCCCGCCUCCAGACAUGGGGUACAACGACGGCCACUAUGGUGGUGCCACCCACAAGCGGGUCAGCGUGCUGAGCCCCAACCACCCACCUCCUGCUCCCCCGCCGGCCUCGCCCCAGUCCAACUCUCGCCCUCACAUCUCGCCCCCUCCAGCACCUCCUCCCCCGCCGCCCUCCGGAUUUGGGGUCCCCCCGCCUCCCCCUGGAUUUGACAGCCCUCCUCCUCCUCCCCCACCCUCCGGCGCCUAUCUCUCUCCGCCUGCUCCGCCUCCCCCUCCCAACAUGUCCUCCAUGUCCCCUCCGCCGCCGCCUCCCAUGGCCGCCGGAGGCGGCCCUCCACCCCCUCCGCCGCCGCCCCCACCCCCCGGCCCGCCUCCGCCGUCCUUUGACGCCCCCGCUCCCUCUCUUCCCUCUGCUGCGAUGGCGACCAGCGCCCCCAAGCCGCAGCCAGUGCCCGCCCCUGCCGGCGACGCCCGCAGCGACCUGCUGCAGGCCAUCCGACAAGGCUUCAACCUGCGCAAGGUGGAGGCCCAGCGGGAGCAGGAGAAGAGCGACCACUUUGGCAAUGACGUGGCUGCCAUCCUGUCGCGACGCAUCGCUGUGGAGUGCAGCGACAGCGAGGACGACUCGUCGGAGUUCGACGACGACGACUGGUCUGAAUGAUGAUCAUGGCCGCCUUUUCUUUUUUUUUCUCUUUUCGCCUUUCAAUCACUAGCAAGCACUCAGGUUAGCACAAUCAUUCCUUCCUUUCUUCUAUUUAACAACAACGCUGCACAAACUUUGUGCUCCGUUCACACGUGUAACAUGUCUCUCUGCCGACAUCUUCUCUCAUCGUUCCUUCCUGUUCCUCCGCUGCUGCCGAGUGCCAGAUUGAAUCUGCUUUAGUGCCUUCUGGCAGCGGAUGAUUGAGCGGGAAUAAGUGCCACACAUCCUCGCUAAUUAACGCCUCUAACGUCUUUAAGUAGUUAUUGUCUGUGCGUGCGUCAGCAUGGGAACAUGUUCGUAUUCGGUGCAAAAGAAACAGGAAGUUGCAGCGGUACCAUAACGCAGACGUGCAGGAGGAGACACGUAUGUCAUUUACGUGUGACGCGCUUCCUAUUUAGUGGCUUUUUUUCAAGAUGAAUUAAAUUGCAAAGUUAUGCUAAAAGUGCACGCAGAAAGCUUUGCCAAAGUUCUUUUUAUGAUUAUUUGUAUGAAAACAGCUUCUCGUUUCUUGUGUGAACGCUUAAGUCCCAAAGACUCAAAACAAAUUUAUUUUAUCUGGGUUAAAAUGUAAUAAAUUUGCCGAAUGUG